AGCAGUGAGCAUCUGUAUAUGAUGAAGAGUUUUCAGCUUUCUUAUUUCCAACUCCUGUAUCUUCUAACAGCAGCAUUAUUAGAAUGUAAAGCUGAAACAAAGAGACCCUGCAAGCAGGUUCAUCAGUUGAACAUAAGCCAUUUACUUGGUGACAGCAUGUAUAUUUCUUGCCAAACAACAACCCACCCGCUGGAUUCUCUGACAGUCAAACUACGCAGUAUCAACCAAGAUAAAGUCAUCCUGAUGUCUCCAGACAUCUCUCCAGCAUCAGAGCACCAGAGAUGGUCUGUGAGGAAUGAUGCUGGAAAUGUUACACUUGAUCUGAAAGACAUCAGAUCAUCCGAUAGUGGUCUUUAUGACUGUCAGGUCUACAAGGAUCAGGACUGCCUUCAUACAACUCGAUUUAACCUGAGUAUUAUAAAGUGUAAAACUUUGAACUCUGUCCAUGCAAUGAUAAACUCUUCAGUGUUGCUGCCAUGCUCUGAACAUCCUCUACAAAACAGAACUGAACCAGUCACUUGGAAAGUUGUUAAUGGUCACCAAUCAACAGAUGUAACCCAGUAUCGUGCUCCUUUCAAGCCCUCAAGCAGCACAGAGAAACCCCCGGACCCCCUAGGAAGAAACAGUUUUGGCCAUCCUGGGGCCUGUUGCAAUGGAAGGAUCCUUGGAGAUAUAGAUAUGUGCAUCAACCAGGCCUUUGCCUUCAAAGUCCAGGCCUCCAACAUCAGGCCCUCUCCAUUCUGGCCCUUCAACAUCAGGCUUCACAUCUUAAGAGGGCAAUAA
Molecule: messenger RNA, 783 nt
Organism: Carassius auratus (goldfish)
Lineage: Eukaryota; Metazoa; Chordata; Actinopteri; Cypriniformes; Cyprinidae
Exons: 4
Coding region: 19-783 (254 amino acids)
Source: RefSeq, a predicted model, not a curated record